Capronia coronata CBS 617.96 is the source of this 1506-nucleotide messenger RNA. RefSeq lists its product as uncharacterized. Gene Ontology annotation, cellular component: membrane. Lineage: Eukaryota; Fungi; Ascomycota; Eurotiomycetes; Chaetothyriales; Herpotrichiellaceae. The coding region runs from base 1 to 1506 and encodes 501 amino acids. The transcript has a single exon. Gene Ontology annotation, molecular function: acyltransferase activity, transferring groups other than amino-acyl groups. Gene Ontology annotation, biological process: polysaccharide biosynthetic process. The record is from RefSeq and is a predicted model, not a curated record.
AUGUCUCCCCCGUACGAAGGCAUACUCGAGAAGGGUGUCUGCACAGAUAUCAUUGAUCUUGGGAGGCCUGCCGAGGAGUCUGACCAUCCUCCUAUCCAACAACCUUUCAAAUGGCUUGCUGCCACCGCCAAACAAUCGUUCUCCGGCAAGCAGAACGGGCGAAACACUAAGCUGCACAGGACAGCGUACCUGGACGGCCUCAGAGGCUUUGCGUCGCUCCUUGUCUACUGUCUACACCAUCAGCUCUGGAAUCACUCGGGGCUCGCGUUGGAGAGCGCAUUUGGCUUCGAUGGCCACUACUACCUGGCAUGUCUGCCUAUAGUACGGAUAUUCUUCACGGGAGGACAUCUGGCCGUGUCGAUCUUCUUCGUCAUAUCUGGCUACGUGCUCUCAGCGAAGCCUUUGGCUCUCAGUCAUUCUGGCGACUACAACAAACUGGCCGAAAACGUGGGCUCGGCUCUAUUCCGACGGUGGCUGAGGCUCUAUAUCCCAGUGGUAGGCGUCACGUUCGUCGUCGCCAUGAUGCCGCACGUCUUUGGCAUCCAGGCCAACUUCAGCCCGGAACAGACGUGGAGAGACGAGCUCUGGAAAUGGUAUUGUGACUUCAAGAACGUCAGCUUUGUCUGGCGCCUCGGCGGUGUCCCUUGGCUCAGCUACCACUUCCACUCCUGGUCCAUUCCGUACGAGUUCCGCGGCUCCAUCACCAUCUACACCGCCGUCAUGGCUUUCUCGCGGUGCACCAAGACGGCCAGACUUUGCUGCGAGGUCGGCCUCAUCAUCUACUUCCUUUACAUCGCCGACGGGGCUCUUUUUGCCAUGUUCACGGCCGGGAUGCUGCUCGGCGACUUGGAUCAACUGGCAGAGCGACAACAACUGCCGCAAUGGAUGUCGUCGCUGAAGAGGUUCCAGAGUCACAUCUUUCAUGUCUUGUUCGUCCUCGGCCUCGUGCUCGGUGGCUGUCCGACUCACGUUGAUGACAUCCAGUUCUUGAAAGACUCGCCCGGUUGGGGACACUUUGCCUUCCUGGUGCCGCAGGCCGUCUACGACUAUAAAUGGUUCUUCCUGUUCUGGGCCUCAGUUUUCACGGUGGCUUCGAUUCCAAGGAUACCAUGGCUCAAGAGUUUCUUCGAAGGCAGAUUCUGUCAGUAUCUUGGCCGCAUAUCCUUCGCUCUCUACAUGGUCCAUGGUCCAGUCCUGUGGACUUUGGGCAUAAGACUCUACGCCGCCACAGGGUUGGCUCAAGACUGGCAGAUCCCCGAGGUGCCGGGCUGGGUUGAUAGAGUCCGACUUCCCCAUAUAGGGCCUAUGGGCUUGGAACUGAAUUUCCUUGUCCCAAAUUUGAUUCUGCUGCCUGUAACGCUGUGGCUUGCGGAGAUCGGUACAACGCUGCUUGAUGAGCCUAGCAUCAAGGUCUCCCGCUGGCUCUAUGAAAAAGCGACCGGUGUGGGGGAGGCCAUGCAAGAGCGAGAGGGCAAAGCUACCGACCGGACUCUCUCAAAAAGAUGA